ACGUCCCAGCGUCCGGAAAAUUUUGUCCAAAAGUUUUCUCGCGAAACUUGUCCAGAUGCAUGCGCGCUGAGUUACCUUACUCAGUAAUACGUUUCUAUGGCUCAUUCUUACUUUCGUUUAAGUCGUCAUUAUAUAAUAAUAAUAAUUCAAAUAUUAAGCACUUAAUCGUACUUUAAAAUUACGUACAUAUAUAUAUCAAAAUCAUAUAUUACAUAUACGUAUACUUUAAGUUAUCUGGCAUUAUUUUAACUCUCUUAUCGAUACGAACGCAUAGGCAACCGGAUCGUUUAAACUUCUAAAUUCUUACUCUCGUAUUGCUUAUGGGUUCGUCGAGGAUUAAUUAACUGUAAGAUAAAUAAGAACCGGAUAUUUGUAAAGGCCCUUGCACGUGCACUGUCGGAUGAUUAAAGAAAUGAUAUCUCGUCAACUGAAUCCUCAAAGAUUCAAACGGAACGGUUCUAAAACAAAAUCUGCUAUUAUCAACACGACGGCGACAGGAUGUCGCGCCUAAAGAAAUACAAUACGAAAUUAAUCCGCGUAAUAUCCGGACUGCGUGUCGGAAGAUCAGGUGAACCAUAGCUAGGCAUUUAACAUAAACAGUUCGUAAGAUAUAUCCAUUUCACGUUGGCGACGAGAUGUCGCGCCCAAGAAAUAAUUAAGAUUGAUAAACCGGCGAGAUAUUUGGUAGUGAAAGCGAUCCUAGCCGAAAAGUAUCCCGGAUCAAAUGAUCGACGAAAUCCUAGACGAGAUAUCUCCGAUAAACAUCCGCACACGUGCAAACGGUCUCACGCGCCUUAUCAGCGACCCCCGAAACUCGGUUCCCGCCAAGCCGCCGAAUCACUCCCACUCUUACCGACUCUUGCGCUUCGCGCGUGUUCCCUACUCCGGAGCGCUAGCGGCCGCUGAGCGCAGCGCCGAUUUUGCUCGAUCCCUUUGUCCGCGCCCUAUUUAAACCCGCGCACAGACGCCGGAUCAUUCAUUCAUUCAUUCUCUCAUUAUUUUUCGACACUCGUUCAGUACUAAUUCAGCGAUUAAGUCAGUCAUUAGUUCUCGGUCACGCGUCACUCUUCAAUCUUCAAGUUAUCUGCAACCUCUCUCGUACAGCUUCGCGAUCAACUCAUUGUUAAUUAAGUUAACCAGUGCGUGCUCCGACAGACUGCUAUCACCAACAUAUCUCUGCGACCAUCUUCAACCGUCAACCUACAUCAACCAUCUAAUUAUUAGUGGACCAAACUAUCGCUUCAAACUAUAUUAUAACUCGUGAGUACUAAUUAAUUAUUGUUUACUUUCGCUCCCUAGAAUAUUUUCCGAAAUUGAACUGUGCCAUAUUAUAAAGAAUCCUUUCGAUAAGGAUUAAUUGUCGACUUCAUUUUCCAAAUAAUUAUAAACAACUCCUCUAGGUACAACCCUCUCCCCUCCCUUGUGCCGCGAUGAAUUCUACAACACCUAAAACCAUCAAGAAGAAUCGCCACCGCGCUGGGAAAAAGAAAAGAGCAAAAAUCCUCAAGGCUCAACAAAAAGCCCUAGAGCGGGCUUUCGAGGAGAUUGAGAAUUUCGUGGGCUACCCGCUGGAACACACCCCCCUUCCUCCUCCAGUCACAGACGCUCCGCCAGGAAGAGCAAUCUCUUCCCUUGAUCUGUUCCAAGAAGACACCGUCCCUUUGGAAAACUAUAAUCAGUUAACGUCUAACGCGCCCGAAAUAAUCACGCUUAGCGAUUCCGAUCACGAUUCUCCGGAGUUGGAACCUUUAGAUCCAACUGCGGAAUACCAUAGCGAUGCAGUAGCACAGAUUAUUAUAUUUCCGCCAGAAAAUUAAGUAAUACAUGUAAUAAUCCUAUACGUUGUUUUAUUAAUAAAUAUAUACAUAUAUACAUAUAUCCAAAUUUCUUAAUCUUAACUACAUCAAGGUCAUACUAACCAAAUCCCACAAGAUUUUCCAUCGGCAACAAGCUCUCGCCAUACCCGGGUAGAGUUCGUGUAAGCGGGCUGCCCGAAAUUCGAAAGGAGAGCCCCCGCGUCGGUCAGGCGACCGAGGCGUCGCGACGCACACAUUGAGAAGAAAUAUCCCUAGACCCGGACGUUACAGUAGUGGUCUUAAUUUUGGUGGCAGCGGUGGGAUAUGAAAUUUGGAAGUUGCCUGUGAAAACCGAGUAAAGACACUUUUAUUGAAUAUCUUUCACACAAAUCCCUUUAAUAAAUUCAUUUUUCUUUACACCUUUAAAAAAUGGCUCAUAACACACGAUCACAAAGCUCCCGUGCUUCCUCUGAAUCCGGAGAACUCUCCCAAGU
Messenger RNA from Monomorium pharaonis (pharaoh ant), 2290 nucleotides. RefSeq lists its product as uncharacterized. The transcript is spliced from 2 exons. NCBI's taxonomy places the organism in Eukaryota, Metazoa, Arthropoda, Insecta, Hymenoptera, Formicidae. The record is from RefSeq and is a predicted model, not a curated record. Bases 1431 to 1817 code for a protein of 128 amino acids.